Messenger RNA from Haemonchus placei, 540 nucleotides. NCBI's taxonomy places the organism in Eukaryota, Metazoa, Nematoda, Chromadorea, Rhabditida, Trichostrongylidae. The record is from the annotation of a GenBank genome assembly.
AUGCUGUACACCAGUGGUUUGCUUCUCCUCCUGCUCAAACCCCUACUGUGGCCUAGUGAAGCAUACCCGCUUUAUGACCCGGAACCAGAACCAGAGCCAAUCAUGGGACCACCGGAGCCUCCAAUAGGGAUACUGGAGCCUGUACCAGGGCCACCGCCGCCUCCAAUAGGGCCACCGGUGCCUCAGCCUAUUGAUCCUGUGGAAUGGACAGAAAAUGGAGAGAUGGUUGAAGCUGAAACAAUCGGUGCUCUACUUGAGACUCCCAAAAUGAUUCACAAAGCUAUUCUACCUCUAUUCGUGAUUACAUUUCUGCGUUUGUCUUGUGAAGCACGUCCGUUUCCGUUUAUGGGACCACCACCACCACCGUUUAUGGGACCACCACCACCACCUCCUCCUCCAAUGAUGAUGAGACCAAUGAUGAGGCCAAUGAUGCCACCACCUCCACCUCCACCACCUCCAAUGAUGUUCCGCCGACGUGAUCCCAUUCGAGGCAUGAUUGCAGGUGCUGCAAUUGGCGGUCUUCUUGGUGCAAUGGGAUAA